Molecule: messenger RNA, 822 nt
Organism: Penicillium canescens
Lineage: Eukaryota; Fungi; Ascomycota; Eurotiomycetes; Eurotiales; Aspergillaceae
Exons: 2
Coding region: 1-822 (273 amino acids)
Biological process (GO): fatty acid beta-oxidation
Cellular component (GO): peroxisome
Molecular function (GO): delta(3)-delta(2)-enoyl-CoA isomerase activity; enoyl-CoA hydratase activity
Source: RefSeq, a predicted model, not a curated record
AUGACUACUCUUUUCUCUGUCCCGAUCGCCUCAACCGGCGGCUCCAUCGUAUGCGCAAACCCAACAGCCAACAAAGGCCAAGAGCAAUAUAAUAUAUACCUGUUGACCAUCACUUCGCCGAGAGAUAACCGUUUGACCCCAACAUUUAUUGAUGCGCUUCUGCUGUCACUGGACAUCAUUGAGCAUCACUAUCCGAAGGGCGUUAUAGUCACCACUAGCGGUAUCGCUAAGUUCUACAGUAACGGAUUGGAUCUCGAACUGGUUGUGAGCACGAAGGGAUUCCUCGAAAAGUGGAUGUGGCCAUUAUUUCGGCGGUUUUUGACAUACCCCAUGCCAUCUGUAUGCCUUUUGAAUGGUCACGCCUUUGCGGGUGGAUUCAUAUUGGCCAUGUAUCACGACUACCGGAUUCAAAAUCCAGAACGAGGAUUCCUGUGCGUCAACGAACUGGAAUUCGGCGUGACGCUCCAAAUCCCCGUGAUGCGGAUGCUCCUUGCGAAAUUGAACCCAGCCACCUUCCGUAAUAUGGUUUUGGGAUCGCACCGAUUUGGUGGGAAGGACUCGCUGCAGGCGGGAAUUGUCGAUGGGGUGGGUGGACUGGAUGAGGUCCUGGGAUUGAUUCGCGACCGCAAACUGUUAAAUAAAGCUGAGACAGGCAUAUACGGUACCAUGAAGGAGGAGAUGUACGCAGGGGCGUUGAAUAGUCUUGAUGAUUAUGCCGGGAACCUAGCGUGGCGGGAGAAGAUGGAAGGAAAAAGGGAUGCUGCGCAGAAGAGGAGCCUGCAAGCCGUAGCGGGCUGGGAGAAGGACAAGGCAAAGCUGUGA